Messenger RNA from Talpa occidentalis (Iberian mole), 2412 nucleotides. RefSeq names its product 3'(2'), 5'-bisphosphate nucleotidase 1 (gene BPNT1). NCBI's taxonomy places the organism in Eukaryota, Metazoa, Chordata, Mammalia, Eulipotyphla, Talpidae. The transcript has 10 exons. The record is from RefSeq and is a predicted model, not a curated record. The coding region runs from base 125 to 1096 and encodes 323 amino acids. Gene Ontology annotation, biological process: phosphatidylinositol phosphate biosynthetic process. Gene Ontology annotation, molecular function: 3'(2'),5'-bisphosphate nucleotidase activity.
GCGCGCGGCUGACAGCGCAGAGCGCGGACCGGGCGUUGCGAGGCGGGUGUGCGCUGGAACGCGUUUUGUGCUGUCUCCACUAACUGCCCAGGCUGGUCACCGAAAUCCCCCUCUAGGGCUCAUCAUGGCGUCUGGUCACACUGUGCUGAUGCGGUUGGUAGCCUCAGCAUACUCUGUUGCUCAAAAGGCAGGCGUGAUAGUCAGACGUGUUAUUGCUGAAGGAGACUUGGGUAUCGUGGAGAAGACCUGCGCGACUGACCUGCAGACCAAAGCUGACCGCCUGGUGCAAAUGAGUAUAUGUUCGUCACUGGCACGGAAAUUCCCCAAACUAACGAUCAUAGGGGAAGAGGAUCUGCCCUCGGAAGAAGUCGAUCAGGAGCUGAUUGAAGAUGGUCAGUGGGAGGAGAUUCUGAAGCAGCCGUGCCCAUCACAGUACAGUGCCAUCAAAGAGGAAGACCUUGUGGUCUGGGUUGAUCCUCUAGAUGGUACCAAGGAAUAUACUGAAGGUCUUCUUGAUAAUGUAACAGUCCUUAUUGGAAUUGCUUAUGAAGGAAAAGCCAUUGCAGGAGUUAUUAACCAGCCAUAUUACAACUACCAGAACAAUGAAAAGGAGAAGUUAAGGGAAGCCAGGAAUGAAGCAAAGGCAGGACCAGAUGCCGAGUUGGGACGGACAAUCUGGGGCAUUUUAGGUUUAGGAGCCUUCGGGUUUCAGCUGAAAGAAGUGCCUGCAGGGAAGCACAUUGUCACAACGACCCGUUCCCAUAGCAACAAGUUGGUUACGGACUGUGUUACGGCCAUGAACCCUGACAGUGUGCUGCGUGUGGGUGGAGCAGGAAAUAAGAUUAUUCAGCUGAUUGAAGGCAAAGCAUCUGCUUAUGUAUUUGCGAGUCCUGGAUGUAAGAAGUGGGACACUUGCGCCCCCGAAGUUAUUUUACAUGCCGUGGGAGGCAAGUUAACUGAUAUCCAUGGAAAUGCCCUUCAGUAUAACAAGGAGGUGAAGCACAUGAACUCUGCAGGGGUGCUGGCCACACUGAGGAAUUAUGACUACUAUGCAAGUCGAGUUCCACAAUCUGUAAAAAAUGCCCUUGUUCCAUAAAAAACAAUCUCAUUAGGAGAGGGACUCAGUUCUCAAAAUAAUACAUUUAAAACAGAUUCAGUGGAAUUAGGCUCCACCUUUACUUUAUUCAUUGCUGAUCAGCAAUUUAUAUUUAGUUAUUUAGGAGUAGAAUAUAGGUUUAAGGAACUUAUCUUGAUAGUUAAUCAACCAGACCAAUUUUGACAUCUGGAAAAUUUAUAAAGUCAAUAUCAUAUGUCUCUUUCCUCCUUCUAUAUGGAGAAAUGAAAGGAAGGUUUUGUUGCAACUGACCAUUCAGGUCAGUUGUUUAAUCAACAUUCCUAUGUACAAACCAAAUUACUUUAGAGCACAGAAUCACAAGUUAUCUGAAUGUCGUUCUUGUUUUUCACAGUAAUUUUUAAAGUUUUCCUACACCAGUUAUGAAUAUACUAAAAUGUCAUAUAUGUUGAUGAAACAGAUUUAUGGGAAAAGUUUCUUUAUAAUAAAUUAUUUAAUUCUAGUUCAUGGUAUUAACCAGCUUUUUAAUAUUUGUAAGUAUUUGAAAACCAUAAAUUCUCUAUUAUGGACAUUCUUAUGGUUUCAUCAUAUUGUUUAACUGUAGAAAGUUAAGUAUGGCCUUUAUUCCUUCCAUUGGGAGAUUAUGAUAUAUGCUAUCAAAAUUCUUCCAACAUUCUGCCUAUUUUAGGUCUCUGUCUAGUGUUUUUCAAUAAAUUUCUCUGCUACUAGAUUAAGUACCUGGUUUAAAUUAAUCAUCCUCAAACCCAGCUGCGCAUACAAAUCACCUAGGAAACUUCACAAAGUACAGGUUCACAGUUUCUACCUCAUCCCUACAAAAUCUGUUUCGGAGAUAGCUGUAGGGUGAGAGGUUUUAUUCUGAUGUAGGUGCCUUUUCUAGUCUGGAGAGGGCUAUGUGAAGACAUAAUCAUCUUUGAGGGUGUGUUGGGACUCCCUUGUCAUCGCUCAAACACUCAAGUUUCAUUUAAUCUAAGCAGUAUCCCCACUGAAAACAGGGAUGUCUUUAGGAGGUUAAGAGAAAAUGGGGGCAUGCAAAAGAAUGAAGCUUGACCACUACCUCACACCAUACACAAAAAUCAACUCAAAAUGGAUUAAAGAACUAGACAUAAGACCUGAAACCAUAAAAUAUAUAGAAGGAAAUAUAGGCGAAACACUAUGUAAUUUGCACAUCAAAGACAUCUUUACAGACACAUCACCCAAAGCAGUGAUAGUGAAGGCAAAGAUAAACAGCUGGGACUACAUCAAAUUAAAGAGCUUCUGCACAGCAAAAGAGACAAUAACAAAAACAAAGAGAAACCCCACCAACUGGGAGAACAUUUUUG